Messenger RNA from Pistacia vera, 2017 nucleotides. RefSeq names its product pentatricopeptide repeat-containing protein At2g34400-like. Gene Ontology annotation, biological process: RNA modification. Gene Ontology annotation, molecular function: protein binding; RNA binding. The record is from RefSeq and is a predicted model, not a curated record. NCBI's taxonomy places the organism in Eukaryota, Viridiplantae, Streptophyta, Magnoliopsida, Sapindales, Anacardiaceae. The transcript is spliced from 2 exons. Bases 1 to 1845 code for a protein of 614 amino acids.
AUGCUUCUUAGAGCAAAACCCACUUCCCGCCAUCUCCCACUUUCUGAAAUUAUCGACCUCGACCCAAAACAGCUACUAACUGAAAAGCUCCUGUCCCUCUUGAAAAAAUGUUCAUCAACAAAAUCACUUCAGCAAAUUCAUACUCAAAUGCUUAUUCAUUACAUUCAAAAACCCAACUUCCUCCUCUCCAAAAUCAUUGAACUAAAAGACUUCAACUACGCUUCAACUCUGUUCUAUCACCUCCCCAAUCCUAAUGACUACGCUUUCAAUAUAAUGAUCCGUGGCUUCACAACCACAUGGAAAAAGUACUCUCUUUCUCUUCAGUUCUAUUAUGAAAUGAGAGCUUUAGGCUUGAAACCAAAUAAUUUUACAUACCCAUUUUUGUUUAUUUCGUGUGCGAAUCUUUCGGCAUUGAAUCAUGGGGUUUUGGCUCAUUCGUGUGUGUUUAAGAUUGGAUUGGAUGGUGAUGAUCAUGUUAGUCAUUCUUUGAUUACCAUGUAUGCGCGGUGUGGUGAAUUGGGAUAUGCCCGGAAGGUGUUUGAUGAAAUUCUUAUGAGGGAUUUGGUGUCGUGGAACUCGAUGAUUUCGGGUUAUUCGAAGAUGGGGUAUGCGAGGGAUGCGGUGGAGUUGUUUGGGAGGAUGAGGGAGGAGGGGUUUGCACCGGAUGAAAUGACGAUGGUGACUGUUCUUGGGUCGUGUGGGGACUUGGGGGAUUUGGGGCUAGGGAGGUGGGUGGAACAGUUUGUGGUGGAGAACAAAAUGGAGUUGAACUCAUUUAUGGGGUCUGCGUUGAUUGAUAUGUAUGGGAAGUGUGGAGAUUUAGUGUCUGCGAGGAGGGUCUUUGAUGUGAUGGUGAAGAAGGAUGUGGUUACAUGGAAUGCUAUGAUCACAGGAUAUGCUCAGAACGGUUUCUCAAACGAAGCAAUUAUGCUGUUUAACAGAAUGAAAGAGGCGGGAGUUAAUCCAGAUCAAAUUACAUUGAUUGGAGUACUGUCUGCUUGUGCCUCUAUCGGGGCCCUUCAGUUGGGGAAAUGUGUUGAUACAUAUGCAUCAGAAAGGGGCCUACAACACAACAUUUUUGUUGCUACUGCUUUGAUUGACAUGUAUGCUAAAUGUGGGAGCAUAGAGAACUCAUUAAGAGUUUUUGAAGGCAUGCCUCUGAAAAAUGAGGUAUCAUGGAAUGCAAUGGUCUCAGCACUUGCUUUUAAUGGACGAGCCUUGGAGGCCUUGUCAUUAUUCGAUUGCAUGUUGAAGGAUGGUAGGGAUGUCCGUCCCAAUGACAUAACAUUUGUAGGAGUACUUUCUGCAUGUGUUCAUGCUGGAUUGGUUGAUGAAGGCCGUCGGUUGUUUGACUUGAUGAGCUCGUCGUUUGGGUUAAUACCGAAAAUUGAGCAUUACUCUUGCAUGGUUGAUCUUUUGGCACGUGCAGGACAUGUUCAUGAAGCUUGGGAUUUUAUUGAGAAGAUGCCUGAAAAACCAGAUGAAAUUGUACUAGGGGCAAUGCUUGGUGCAUGUCAAAAGCAGAGAAAUGUUGAUGUCAGUCAACGGGUGAUGCAACUACUUCUGGAAAUUGAGCCUUCAAAUUCUGGAAACUAUGUAAUCUCAUCAAAAAUAUAUCGGAAUUUGAGAAUGUGGGAUGAGUCAGCAAAGAUGAGGAUGUUAAUGAGACAGAGGGGUGUCAGCAAGACUCCUGGUUGUAGCUGGAUCGAGAUUGAUGAUCAAAUUCAUGAGUUUCUUGCUGGUGAUGAUAUACGGCAUUAUUCAACUGAGAUCUGCCAAUUGUUUGACUUGCUAAAUGAGGAAAUGAAAAGGGAAGGUUACCUUCCAAAGGUUGAUUGUUUAUAACCAUCGAGAUUUGAAAGUUGAGAAAUUGCUUUAUUCACCAAUAUUUUUGGAAAUUUAGAAACAAGCUUGGAGACUAGAGGUACUUAGCUUUAAGUUUGGGGAAUUUAGGUAAAUAUUUCAAAGCUUUUUUAAGAACUUCUACAAGCUGGGAACAGUUGCCUAAUUUUCAGCA